GACUUCAGCAGUCUGCCUUGAUCUGUUUUGACAAGCGGUAGAGUAACUGGAGCCCACAGAGGCAGAGCCAUAUAUUUACCGCAGUCGGAGCAGGGUAGGAGAGACCAGACAGUGUUAUUUAUAUCAGCUGUUUUUGUAGGAGUACAGCUUCAACUAAAUGACUUCUUAUUUUAAAGGCUUGCCCACGGCUGCCGAGCUUAGUUCUAAACACCUGAGGUCGUUUGAGUGUCGGCAGCAAACCGAGACUCGAUGAUUAGAUUGAGACAGCUGCAGGUUAAGAUAACUGAAUAUGAGAACAGAGGAGAGAUGAUAUACCACCAGGGCGACGAAGAGGAAGAAGAAGGAGGCAUGUUUUUACCAACCGAACAUUGCUUUCUUCUCGAUACACAAGGGUUCGUGUUGUGUACAGUGAGUGCUUUGCUCUUUAGUUCGUAAGAGAAGCGCAUACCUGUACAUAAAUAACUCGGGGUUGGUUGACGGGGGCUGAAGUAGGUGGCAAGCUAGAAUAGGAAGGGAGAAGGUAAGCUAAAAAAAAAAAACUGUUUUGUGAGCAAACUUGGAGUGUUUUUUUUAUGUGAUGAAAAUAAUCUCACAUGUUUAGCUAAUUACUGAAAGGGAUAUUAUCUGGUAUGGUAGCAGUGGAUGUGUUUGGUUAGCAACAACACAUGAAUACGUGUUUGUUUUGGAGAGAAGAUAGAAGACAGAAGUAGUAGAUCGUAUCGAAAGAGUUUGUUUUUCUGCGAUUCAGGUUGAGUGUAGGACAAUAAGACCCACCAAAAACAAACAAACAAACAAAACAAAAAAACACAAGAAUUCCACAGUUUGAAGAAGACAGUCGCUUUCGUGAGAUUUGGAGGGCAACCCACCGAGAGAAACGAACAUGAAGCCUAAUCGAGAUGUCUCUGAGGAGUAUUUUGAAUAUGAUGCUGAAGAAUUCCUCGUCUUCCUGACCUUGUUGAUCACUGAAGGUCGAAUGCCAGAAUGCUCUGUGAAGGGUAGAACAGAAGGACUCCACUGCCCUCCAGCACAGUCGGGUCAGCCGGUUAACACCAGGCAUGAAUGCAGUGAUAAAUUACCACAGUGCCGACAAGCCAGAAGGACAAGGUCUGAAGUGGUGCUUCUCUGGCGGAAUAAUAUUCCCAUUAUGGUUGAAGUGAUGCUGCUUCCAGACUGUUGCUAUAGUGAUGAAGGUUCCACUUCUGAAGGGAAUGACGUAAAUGAUCCUGCCAUCAAACAGGAUGCUUUGUUGUUAGAAAGGUGGACCUUGCAGCCAGUUCCCAGACAAAGUGGAGAUCGGUUUAUUGAAGAAAAGACCCUUCUGUUGGCAGUCCGCUCAUAUGUGUUCUUCUCACAGUUGAGUGCGUGGUUAAGUGCAUCACAUGGAGUUGUCCCACGAAAUAUUUUGUACAGGAUAAGUGCUGCGGAAAAAGAAUUGAUUUGGAAUUUCACCCAACCCCCAACUGAACACAUCUUUCCAGUUCCCAAUGUUUCUCACAGUGUUGCCUUGAAAGUGUGCGUCCAGUCCCUCCCUAGACAGCCUAAUUACCCAGUUUUAAAAUGUAGCAUUCACUCCAGCCUAACUGUCUAUGGAAAGAAGAUCGGGAAUCAGGAGGGAAGUUCUAAGCAUUGUGACAUCACAGAAGUAAACCACUGCAGUCUACAGGGCUCUCCACAGCUUUUUAGUAAACAAACCUGGUCACCUUUACCAGACAGUGUUGUAAACCCAAGAAAAUGUUCACCACCUGAGUCCAGUUCCCCCAGCAAAGCUGUAAGGUGGUAUUAUUCCAAAUUAAACAAUGGUUCUGAUGUAAGAUCAAUGCAGCCUAAUAAUCUGGACUAUAGUUCAACAAGCUGUGGAGAAAGUUCCAAGAUGCAACCCUCCGAGAUGCAAAUCCAUUCAUUCAAGUCAUUGUUGUUGGCGGAUUCACAUGUACCUGCGAGCCAGUGUACUAGACAAUCUGCCAGAGAACCCAACCCCCUUAUUGGGUCCCUUCUUCAAGAGAGGCAAGAGGUUAUUGCACGCAUUGCCCAGCAUCUGAAUUAUUGUGAUCCAACUGCACCACAUAUCCCUGGAAGCCUAUUCAGCAACUGUGAACCAAACUUGCUCGGCUCAAAUUCCUUCUGGAGUUCGCAUGAAGAAGACAGCCUAUUUAAAAACAGUAAAGAUUCCCCCUCAUCCAACUGUACCCCCCAAGAUGGUGCUUUCCCAGAAAACAGUUGUGAAGGAAAGAGCAGAUCCUCUUCCUCCGACACACCUGUGAGUUUAUGUAGCAAAGCCAAAAUUGACAGUGAGCUCAGGUCUUCCCAUAUCCCAGGGGCACGGAGAAGGCUUCUUUUACCAGACUCAACUGAGGGUUCUAGAAUAUCCAAAACUGUUCAGGAUAUUUCAAGACUUGUACAAGACACAAUUCAGCAAUCCCAAAACAAAUGCAAUGGUCUGCUAAAUAGCACAUAUAAAAUUUGCAAAGAAGGCAUAUUAAAAGAACCGAAUAAAACAGACAGACUAUGUUCUAGUUCUAAUGGUCAGAAUGAAGACCAAGGACCGUGCCAAGAUACCUCUCGACUUUUAGUUAACAAAAACAGCACUGAUGUACACAUUUGCACAAACAUUAAAAGCAGCAGAACAAAUGUUCCCGACAAUAAUAAACCUGACUGUUCCUUAAACCUGCAGUAUGAGGCCUACAAAAAACUUGAAGACACAAGACCCAAAUCUGAAUUACAAGAUAGUUUACACAAUGCCAAAACGGGCCCAGAUAACGUUCUGUAUAAAGAUUGUUUUGAAAUAACUAAAGAAGUUUGUGAACAAAACAAGUUUCAGCUUGCAGAAACCCGUUCACAUAAAGAGAUCAACAAUUUGAAAGGUCGGGAUCAAGCAGAGAAAUGCAAAUCUUUGCAGGAUGAAAACAAAGAACCCAGCACCUUUACUAUCCCUGUACUUAGAGGUUCCUGUGAAGACUUGAAAGGAAAGGCUCAACAAGCACAGAACUUGGAUGUGUUGAACAUUAAUACGCCGUCUCCCCUGAAGCCUUGCAAUGUCUGGAAGAAGCAGAACCGUCACUCUUUAGAUGGGAUUGCAGCAAAAGCCUUCCAUCCGUGCACCGGGCUGCCUCUGCUUUCAAGCCCAGUUCCUCAAAGAAGAGCACAAACGGGAUAUUUUGAUUUGGCUACGUCAUUAUCACAUUGUAAAGGUCUGCCAUGGUCUAGCACAAAAAGAGUGUCUUUGAAAACAGAAGAUGAUGAAGAAGAACAAGGCCAACAACUCUUAAGUACAAGUGCUCCACCAGCAAGUCUCAGUCUUCUGGGGAAUUUUGAGGAAUCUGUCUUGAACCAUCGGUUGGAGCCACUAGGCACCAUAGAAGGUUUCACCACAGAGGUUGGAGCGAGUGGAAUAUUUUGUCCCAGUCAUAUGACCCUCCCAGUGGAAGUGUCAUUCUACAGUGUUUCAGAUGACAAUGCACCUUCUCCAUACAAGGGUGUAAUUAACUUGGAGUCCCUAGGAAAAAGGGGUUAUCGAGUACCUCCUUCAGGAACAAUUCAAGUGACCUUAUUCAACCCCAGCAAGACUGUGGUGAAGAUGUUUGUUGUGAUUUAUGACUUGAGAGAGAUGCCAGCCAAUCACCAGACAUUCCUUCGACAAAGGACAUAUUCUAUUCCCAUGAAACGUGACAUGAAUGGAAAUGUCAAUAAAAAGAACCUCCUGCAGACAGAGGAAAGAAUAUUGCGCUACCUCAUCCAUCUGAGGUUCCAGAGCUCCAAAUCUGGAAAGAUCUACCUCCAUAGAGACAUAAGGCUCCUGUUUUCUCGUAAAUCCAUGGAAGUUGAUAGUGGUGCAGCAUACGAGCUCAGAUCGUAUACAGAAGCUCCAGCAAACCCUCCUUUUUCACAGAGAUGUUGAUCUUUGUAAAAGAGACCCUGUUUUGUAUAAAGGCAUAUGUUUAGUUAAACUAAUUCAUGACACUUUUUAAAUACUUUGGUGUUCUGUAAGAGCUGCAGUGUUCUCAUCAGAUCAUGGACCAGUUUAGAAAAAAAAGUGAAAUCAAAAGAGCACUGUGUAUUUCCAAGAUGACAGGAAAUUAAAAUAAUAAUAUCAUAAUAACUUGUUUUGUACUGUUACAGAACCACUUUAUCAGAAGUGUUGCAAUAGAAAAAUACCUUAACUAGUUUUAGUGUUUACAUGUUCUAUUUUAUUUGUCUGUUAUUUAAUAUUUAAAUUCAUAUUUUAUGUACUGCACAUGUGAUGUUUGUCAUGUUAGGCAUUAUAAUGUAGUAUAAAAGAUAUAUAUGUAAAACCACAGUAUGU
This is a messenger RNA of Polyodon spathula (Mississippi paddlefish), 4300 nucleotides long. Its product is annotated as protein FAM214A-like. Lineage: Eukaryota; Metazoa; Chordata; Actinopteri; Acipenseriformes; Polyodontidae. Bases 881 to 3895 code for a protein of 1004 amino acids. The record is from RefSeq and is a predicted model, not a curated record. The transcript has 12 exons.